Messenger RNA from Chenopodium quinoa (quinoa), 1715 nucleotides. RefSeq lists its product as uncharacterized. Lineage: Eukaryota; Viridiplantae; Streptophyta; Magnoliopsida; Caryophyllales; Amaranthaceae. The coding region runs from base 10 to 534 and encodes 174 amino acids. The transcript has 3 exons. The record is from RefSeq and is a predicted model, not a curated record.
AGAACAAACAUGCCCAUUUUAAUUUUCUGCAAGCACAAGAUGAUGCAUGUUUUUCCUCCCUAUUUACUUUCACUACUUCUCAUCUGCUUCUUUGUUGGCACCACCGCGAAGAUCACAACUUCAAUCUCUCACAAUGGAGGAGUUGCUUCCAGAAAAGACAUUACAACUCUUUCUUAUGCAAAGGUAACACCAAUGAUAAUAACUAGCACCUCUACUAAUAAGCGAAACAAGCAUGAAGGAGAGACGAUAAGCUGGAUGAUAAAUCGUACAAGAAAGUUGAAUCAAGUAAACAUGGAAGUAGUAGAGACGACUCCAAAUAAUAAGAAGUCAUCUACAAAAAACAAUGUAGUUGUUACAAAAUGCGACGAUGUAUCUUCAUCAAAAUCAGUAUCCUCGUCGGUUAAAGAAGGUUCAAGUAAUGAAAAAUGUCAAAAACUUGGAAGAAAACUUAUACCAAGAAAACAAGAUAUGGAUACUUUUGUAGCUUACGCUGAUUAUCGUGGACCGCAACGCCAUCCGCCAAGGAACAAUUAAUCAUAUUAAUCAAAGAUGAAUUACUUAAUUAUAAUACAAUUAAGCUUGAACUCCAUAUAUUUUUGUUUUGGUUGCACCAUUAAAAAUGGUGUUAUAUAAUUGUAAUGUUUUAACUUAUUAUCGUUUGUUUGUACUUUGAUUAUCUUUUGUUUGUUGUAGUGUUUGUAAUCUUAUAUAGUAUACCUAUGUCUUUAAGUAACAAAAAUGGUCAUCAAGACCUAAGUUUUCUUAAAUUCUACCAUUUUUUAGUUAUAUGCGGGUAAACUUUAACAAUAAAAAAAAUUACCCGACCUAUUAAAAUGGUCGAUCAAUCUUAGCUUUGAAAUUCGCGGAAACAAUAAACCCUAUCAUGACCAAAGAACACAAACCUCAAUAUAAUAAAAAAAAAAAAAAAAAAAAGGAAAAAAGAGAAGCUUUUAAUCAAAGGGAGAAAAGGGGGAGUUAGGGGCUUAGGGUUCUUUAGAAGUCAUAUCAAUUUCACAAAAAAAGAAGAUUUAAAAUGUGGUUUCUAAUGAAAUUUCUGUAAAAUUUUUGAAUUUUAUUAUCAUACUUAUGCCAGUAAUGACAAGAUAAAAAGUAUUAUUCCGUAUUUUUAAUCGUAUAAUAAGUGGAUCAAUUCAUUUCAUACUCCAUUCUGUCCAAAAAAUACAAGGUCUAAACUACUCUUUCAAAAUUUCUAAGUCACACAGCUAAUGGAUCGGAUAAUAAAUAAUGAGAUUGGUGUUGUCCACUCUUGGAUAAGUUAAGUCCCACUCCCACCCUCUUAAUCAUUCCUCCACCACAACUAGUACUAAUAGAAUUAUUAUCGCUUUGUCCCCGUUUAUCUCUUGAAAAUGAUCACAUUGGCAUUUAGAUAAAGUACUGAUUUUGAAAGCAAAUGGACUUGAAUAUAUAAUCUUCCCAUCAUACUAGAAUCAUUCUUAUGUAAAUUUUUUUAUUUCUUCUUUUCACACUUUGUUGUAAUUAUAGUAGUUAGAAAUGGCUAAGACAUUUUCACUUGGCCUCCAAUGAUAAACUAUAGGCAUUAAUUGCAUUAAGGCUUUUUUUAAAAAAAAAACAAUAAUAAAUUAAAAUAAAAUGAAUGACAAUAUAAAAUUGAAUUUAAUUAAUAAUAUAUUAAAUCUGAUAAACGGGCCUAGGCCAGACCCGUCACGAGUGUCCAUUUUACAAGUCUAAGGAAG